Messenger RNA from Durusdinium trenchii, 2325 nucleotides. Lineage: Eukaryota; Dinophyceae; Suessiales; Symbiodiniaceae. The record is from the annotation of a GenBank genome assembly.
GACUGAAGCUUGCAAUGCCCUGCAUCUCAAUCCGUUUUUGAUCGCGGCGUAAAGCCUAAACAAACACCUGGUCCUCUGGUCCAUUGGUUCGUUGGCGUUUUUUUGGUCCAUUGCCCCCUCAUCCUUUGGUUCACUGGUCGCUUUCAAAAACCCUGUAGUCCUUUUCCUUUUCGUUGCUCACUGGGAUUUUUUGUUCUAAGUUUUUCCUAUUUCUUCUUUGAUGGUGCUCUAUAUUUUGGAUCCCUCACCCCCGAAUACCCCCGACCAACGGCAGGGGGGAAACAAAUUUAGAAAUUGGAGGCCGAGAGAGGGAAUGUUGACUACGCUUGGAACAGAUUUGAUUGCAAUUUUUAGGUGGUAGUGGGCAUGCAGCGCUGAGAGGUCUGAAAGCACCAUGAGACCAUGAGGUAACAGCGCUUGCCCGUACAUGGCGGGGGAAGAUAUCGUUUCGUUGAGAAAGGAUCUGUGCUCCGCAGCCCGUGAAUGUUGUGGCUGUGCGAGGCAUGAACUGGUCGGUGAGUUGAACUUGAUCGAGGGGUCGAUGACUGUGAGAACAACAAAGAAGACAUGGGAUCCAUACAUCAUCGUCAAGGCCUCUAUGCCAGAGUUGAUUUCGAAACGGGUCAACAUGCACGGGCUAGAUGUGCGCCGGGCGUAGAUGGCCGGGUGGUUUCGGGACCUUCUUGUGUGUGAAAGAAGUCGUUUUUUGAAAUGCCUUGGGAUUUGUAUCUGUUAAAGCUCUUUCUUGUGCGCUCUUGUUUGUUUUGAAAAAGAUACUUUGGUACUGUUUAUACUUUGGUUACUCAUGCCAAGUUGUCCAUCUACGCCAAGGGUUUCACAGACCCGGAGUUCAUCACAAACUUGAAAUGCACCAGGAUUCGAGAGCCGUGCGUGGCUCACUGCAUGUCUUUUUUGUGAUGCCGUCAGAAAAGUGCAGUAAUUACAAUGCAUUUUGUACAUAUAUAAUUGCUCGAAACCAUGAGAAAUACCAUAAAACAUGCUUAUGACCAUUUUGACGCUCUCCUCGGUGGCCCUGCGGACGCAUAGUGCUGUAAAUAGCAAAACGAACUCGGAACUGCAAAACAGUGUGCGAAAUGUCCCGCCGGCAGGCCAACUACAUGCAGCUAUAUAGAACAUUCAACAAUUUCUGAGGGUGUGCAAAACUUGCAGCGCGACUUUUUCGCGGUUAGACUGUCGGAUGGUAAAGCAGUGGAUCAGCCAGCAGUUCUUUCCCCAACAACUUUUGCCCCGCCUAGGUAACAACAAGGGGCAGCAACUGUUGUACCAGGACCUUCAUUUUUGACCUUUUUCGACACCAAAACUCACGCAGUGCUAGGCAAAAGGCAACAAAGCGUUUACUGUAGGUAAUUGAUGCACUUGGAUGUAGGAUAUCAAUAUUAGCGUAUCACCGUCUAUGUAGCAGCAUGUUUUCCAAUAUAUAACCCAGCUCUUUGACGCGUGUGUCUUGGAGUUGCAGAUUUUACAAUUGAAGUGAAACUGAAAAAUGUUUCGAAGUGCAAAGUCCCUACUUUACUUAGUGCUAAGCUCUAUGCACGCUGGCAUCUCAUUGGGCUUCCGACAUGAGAAUCACAAGGCCUAACGGUGUUUGUUGCCUUCUGUGUUUGCAGCAGGCCAGGGAUAUGAUCAAACUUUUGGCAAGAAGUGUGCCACUGCCACAAGCAAAGAAAGUCUUGGAUGAUGAGGUGUAUUGCGACAUCAUGAAGAUUGGAGGCUUGGUCAGGUCAAAAGAGCGCUUUGUGAAACGACGCCAGCGUCUUGUUGGACCCAACGGGUCCACUCUGAAGGCCAUCGAGCUAUUGACACAAUGCUUUGUCCUUGUUCAAGGGCAAACCGUGUCCAUCAUGGGGUCGAUCAAGGGCAUCAAGCAGGUCCGCAGAAUAGUGGAAGAUUGCUUUCACAACAUUCAUCCGAUCUAUCACAUCAAGGAGUUGAUGAUUCGACGAGAACUGGAAAAGGCCAAGAAGAAGACGAAAGAUGUUUUUCCACCUCAACCAGCACCAAGAAAAGAGGACCUGCAGAUGGAGUCGGGGGAGUUCUUUCUCAACGAAAAAGAACGGCAACUCAGACAAAGGAUCGCAAAACGCGAGGCUCAACAAGCCAAAAGUGCUGAGAAGAGAAGAGAGCGCGCAAAGGAGUACGAGCCACCGGUGCCCAAAGCGAAGAAACCGAAGAAGGCAAGUGAAGAGAGUGCCAAGGAGAUUGCCCAACGGUUGGCCAGGAAGGCGCAGGUGAACUCCAGCAAAAAACGACCAGCCUCUGAUUUGCUCCUUUAAAUUGCUGGCGCUGCAUGUGGCAGAAAGGGAC